CGCCGCCGCCGCCGCCGCCCCCCUCCCCUUCCUCCGCCGCCGCCGCAUCAUGACGGCGUACAUGGCGAAAAGCGGAGAAUCGGGCGACUCGCCGGCUCCCAAGGAGGCGCUGCUUCCAGCAGGGCACCCGGCCGGCCACCACGGCCUCCAGGCCUACACCGGCAACUACAUCGAGGUCCCUGCAGGCACGUGCGUCGAGUCCCCCUACCACUACAGCAAGUACCCCGGCCUCGGCCCCAAGAUUGCCGCCGGUGUGUUCCUCCGCACCCCGCCCGUCCCCGUCAACCUCGACCUCUCGGCCAUCGCAGGGCGAUUCUCCAACCUCCAGUCCAUGGCGCUGUCCGGCGACACCACCCUCGAAGCCUUCAGGCCACCCGUGACAAGGAUUUUUCAACCCUCUGUUGUGGUGCAAUCCCCACGGGAUUAUCGCACUAUUGCCUUAAUUCGCAACUACAUGAGGAAGGCUAGGGUACUGCGGGCAGAGAAUCUGGAAGCUCUAAUUGACAAGCGAAUUGACAAACAUGAGAAGAAAAAGCUUGAAGCUGAGCGUCUCCUUCUAGAGGAAGAAAGGAGGAAGUUUGAGGAGGAAAAGAGGAACUUUGAGUUAGAGAAAAAGCUGUUUCCUCAGAAAAAAGUAGCUGUGGAUGAUGAAAAGAAGGAGACAAAGCAGUCUUUAUUUGAGAGCACAAUUGAUACAGCUGACAAGCAUGUCACACUUUUUGAGAAGAUCAUCAGUAUCCCCCAAAAAGGAGAGACAUUCGGGAAGACCAUAACUGAAAAUGCAGAAGUUAUUCUUAAGAAACUCAAGGUACUUAAGGAGAAGAGGAUACCAAGGAGCAUUACUUCCUCAGGAGUGGCCGGGAUUUACUUCUUCAAGGAAGAAAUGAAGGAGUGGACUGGGAUGAGGGUUGGGGAAUCAAAUGGGGAAUCAAAUGCUGUCCUGAACGUAGGAAAUGGAAAGGUUACUGCAAAUGGGUUCCACAAGGCAGGGAAUGGAGGCAAGGGUGCUUCCUCAACCGGCGUCGACCCUGCUUCCUCAACCGGCGUCGACCCUGCUUCCUCAACCGGCGUCGACCCUGCUUCCUCAACCGCCGUCGCCCCUGCUUCCUCAACCGCCGUCGCCCCUGCUUCCUCAACCGCCGUCGCCCCUGCUUCCCCAACCGGCGUCGCCCCUGGUGUGACUGGAGCUCAGGUUGGAGGUGAACCCAAGGUUGAGUGAUUUAGCCGAUGGAAGUUUCUUAAACAUCACUUUUUGUUGCCCCUGGUGUGACUGGAGCUCAGGUUGGAGGUGAACCAAGGUUGAGUGAUUUAGCCGAUGGAAGUUUCUUAAACAUCACUUUUUGUCGCCCCUGUUGUGACUGGAGCUCAGGUUGGAGGUGAACCCAAAGGUUGAGUGAUUCAGUCGAUGGAAGUUUCUUAAACAGCAACCUUUGGCAUUUGACCCUAAGCUAUGAUUUUUUGUCA
This is a messenger RNA of Triticum aestivum (bread wheat), 1464 nucleotides long. RefSeq lists its product as uncharacterized. NCBI's taxonomy places the organism in Eukaryota, Viridiplantae, Streptophyta, Magnoliopsida, Poales, Poaceae. The record is from RefSeq and is a predicted model, not a curated record.